AUGAACCAUCGUGACGUUAAAAAUCCAUUUCUCUUUGAAAUUUCAUGGGAGGUUGCGAAUAAAGUUGGAGGAAUUUAUACCGUUAUAAGGUCAAAAGCUCCCGUAACAGUUCAUGAAUUUGGUGACAGAUAUUGUUUGAUAGGCCCAUUGAAUUAUGCAACUGCAGCUGCAGAAGUAGAACCGGAAGAGGUCACAAAUUGGAGUAUGAAAGAAAUCCUUGACGGAAUGUCCUCUCAAGGAAUCAAAUGGAUGUACGGCCGGUGGUUAAUUGAGGGAGCUCCUCGCGUCCUGUUAUUGGAUACCAAUUCGAUUAUCGAUAGAUUGGAUUCGUGGAAAACUGAUUUAUGGAAUUUUGCCGGGAUUCCUUCGCCGCCAAAUGAUACUGAAACCAAUGAUGCUGUCCUUUUCGGUUACCUUGUUGCUUGGUUUUUGGGUGAUUUCGUCUCCCGAGAAAGGAAUAAGGCCGUUAUAGCCCAUUUUCAUGAAUGGUUAUCCAGUGUGGCAAUUCCUUUGAUGAGAAAACGACGUACAGACCUAACAACAAUUUUUACUACUCAUGCUACUUUACUUGGUCGUUAUCUAUGUGCCGGUUCCGUGGAUUUUUAUAACAAUAUUGAUAAAUUCUCCGUUGACGAAGAGGCUGGAAAGCGCGGAAUAUAUCAUCGUUAUUGCGUAGAACGUGCUGCAGCCCAUUGUUGUGAUGUUUUUACAACUGUAAGUCAAAUCACUGCCUAUGAAGCUGAACAUUUAUUAAAACGGAAACCAGACGGGGUUCUUCCAAACGGUUUGAACGUGAUGAGAUUUUCCGCCAUGCACGAGUUCCAAAAUUUGCAUGCCAGGAACAAAGAGAAGAUCCACAAAUUUGUGAGAGGUCAUUUCUACGGUCACUAUGAUUUUGAUCUGGAUAACACACUGUAUUUCUUUACGGCCGGCCGUUAUGAAUAUAGGAAUAAGGGUGUAGAUAUGUUUAUAGAGUCUUUAGCGCGUCUCAACAGUCGUCUAAAACAAAGCAACUCUCCAAUGACCGUUGUUGCUUUUAUUAUUAUGCCUGCUACCACCCAGUCGUUUGCCAUUGAAGCUUUAAAAGGACAAGCCGUAACGAAACAACUUGAAGAGACAGUUAAAGACAUCACUGAUAGAAUUGGUCAACGUAUCUUUGAGAAAGCAGCGAGAUAUGCAGGCGGUAACAUUCAACAAGCUGUUAUGGAUCCAAAGGAGUUACUUACUAAUGAAGAAAUGGUAUUGCUGAAACGUCGUGUGAUUGCACUUAAGCGAGGCACACUUCCACCAAUAGUUACUCAUAACGUCGUUGACGAUGCUACAGAUCCUAUUUUGACGCAAAUACGACGGAUACAAUUGUUUAAUGAUCCUACAGAUCGGGUGAAAGUUAUCUUCCAUCCUGAAUUCUUGUCUUCAAACAAUCCAUUAAUUGGCCUGGACUAUGAAGACUUUGUUCGUGCUUGUCAUCUUGGAGUGUUCCCGAGUUAUUAUGAACCGUGGGGAUAUACUCCGGCUGAAUGUACAUUAAUGGGAGUACCUUCUGUUACCACAAAUCUUUCAGGAUUUGGAUGUUACAUGGACGAAACGAUCGAAAACCCUUCCGAUUAUGGUAUAUACAUUGUAGAUCGUCGGAUGAAGAGCGUUGAGGAAUCAGUACAGCAAUUGACAAACUAUAUGUUGGAAUUCUGUCAGAAAACUCGACGCCAAAGAAUUAAUCAACGAAAUCGAACUGAGAGAUUGUCGGAUCUAUUGGACUGGAAGAUAUUGGGGAUGGAAUAUGUGAGAGCAAGGAAACUAGCACUACAUCGAGCAUACCCUGAUUCAUUCGUUGAUGAUUUAGAUGAUGGUUUUGAUCAUUAUAGACCUAAGAUUCAGCGGCCACCUUCAGCACUUGGAUCACCAAGAAUUAGGGGAAGCAGCUUCUCUGUGGAUGAUUUGACUGAACAAAUAGAAGAUCUAGGAAUUAAAAUGCAAAAUCAAGGCGAAGAAGAGGAAGAUGAAUAUCCGUUUCCUCGAAUUGUUAGAAGACGUAGUAGAGAUUCCAUCCGAGAUUUAUUUAGUAACAAUGAAUUAAAUAAUACUACCGGAAAAUAA
Acaulospora morrowiae is the source of this 2094-nucleotide messenger RNA. NCBI's taxonomy places the organism in Eukaryota, Fungi, Glomeromycota, Glomeromycetes, Diversisporales, Acaulosporaceae. The record is from the annotation of a GenBank genome assembly.